This is a messenger RNA of Protopolystoma xenopodis, 234 nucleotides long. The record is from the annotation of a GenBank genome assembly. Lineage: Eukaryota; Metazoa; Platyhelminthes; Monogenea; Polystomatidea; Polystomatidae.
AUGGUGCUACGAAUGGCGAGACUCACUGACGAUGCCAACUACGAUGCCGGCGAAAUGUCUGAGAAAGUAUCAAAUCCAGGGUCAAACUUUGGAAAUAAUCAAGCAUACAAUGCACUCCGGACUAGGUACGUUCCUCAAAGUCUUUCUACCAACGUGACCAAGUUGCGAAAACAAGGUCAAACAACUUCUAUAAAAUAUGAGCUGACUAAUUAUGUGGACCAAAUUGAACUAUAA